Astyanax mexicanus (Mexican tetra) is the source of this 1955-nucleotide messenger RNA. RefSeq names its product CCHC-type zinc finger, nucleic acid binding protein b (gene cnbpb). The record is from RefSeq and is a predicted model, not a curated record. Gene Ontology annotation, biological process: positive regulation of cytoplasmic translation. Bases 415 to 999 code for a protein of 194 amino acids. Gene Ontology annotation, molecular function: zinc ion binding; single-stranded RNA binding; translation regulator activity. The transcript has 4 exons. Gene Ontology annotation, cellular component: cytoplasm. NCBI's taxonomy places the organism in Eukaryota, Metazoa, Chordata, Actinopteri, Characiformes, Acestrorhamphidae.
GGCUUUAAAAGGACGAAAACGGCAAAAAUACACGGUGCGCGGCCCCGCGGCCCGGUCCGAGGGGGUCGGCGCUCUGGUAGAACAGCCGAGAAACGGCGAACAGAGCCGAACCAAGCCGCUGUGGCGGAAUGUGUGGAGGAGGUAAACAUGUGAACGCACGUUUUCGGCCUACCGUGCGUGUUUUUUCAGGCUCUGCGCGGGAAAAGGGAGACGAUGGCUGAGCUGAUACGGAGCUAAAAUGUCUCCGUGGGCUUUUUAAUAAUCCUGAGGGAGUGGGGCUGAGGGAGGAGGCGGGUUUCCGAGGAAUAGCUUUAACACGACGCCGCGGGACUGGCAGUGUUUACGGGGGUCCGUGGGUGGAACUCUGCGGGGAACCGACCGAAACCAACCUGAACGCGUUCAUAGGUUGAAAGGAUGAGCAGCAACGAGUGCUUUGGGUGCGGCCGCACUGGCCACUGGAUCAAGAACUGUCCAAAUGCUGGACGGGGACGUGGCAAAGGUCGCGGAAGAGGAAAAGGUGAGAGCUUCUCAUAUUACUUGCUGUUUAUAGGCUUGCGUAUUGAUAUUUCUGCACUGUUUAGACGAUUAUCACUAAAUUUCCAUUUUUUGGUUCUAGAUCUUUUCUGUUACCGCUGUGGAGAGCCUGGCCAUGUUGCUCGAGACUGUGAAAGAACUGAGGAUGCCUGCUACAACUGUGGCAGGGGAGGCCACAUCUCCAGAGACUGCAAGGAGCCCAAAAAGGAGAGGGAGCAGGUGUGCUACAACUGUGGCAAGGCCGGCCAUGUGGCUCGCGACUGUGACCACGCCAAUGAGCAGAAGUGUUACUCUUGUGGAGGAUUUGGACACAUUCAGAAAGGCUGUGAAAAAGUCAAGUGCUACAGGUGUGGCGAGAUCGGCCACGUUGCUGUGCAGUGCAGUAAGGCGAGCGAAGUCAACUGCUACAACUGCGGCAAAUCCGGUCACCUGGCAAAAGAAUGCACCAUCGAGGCCACUGCUUAAUCCCAUUUCCUUGGUUGCCCCUCCUUUUUUCUGAUUGAUGGUUGUAUUAUUUUCUCUGAAUCCUCUUCACUGGCCAAAGGUUGGCAGAUAGAGGCUAGUCCCAGGCCAGUGAGCUCUUGACACGUAAAAGGAGGAAAGGGGUGGAAAAAGAAAACAAAAUUUCCACUUUCUUGCAUUUAAUACAAAAAAAGUUUAUGUUUAGUUUGGUAGAGGUGUUAUGUAUAAUGCUUUGUUAAAGAACCCCCUUUCCAUGCCACUGGUUAACAGGGAUGAAUGAGUUUAGUGGAAAGAAAUGAUGUCGAUUCAGUCUCUCCGAGCUCGUCGAACGAAGCCUCGUUGAGAGAUUGAGGAGGGGGAAAAAAAGAAGUGUGAACUUCUGGGGAUGAUUUUUGCGUUUGUGGUUUUAUCAGUGGGGAUGGCUUAGGCUAAGAGUGAUUGACCUGGAUGAAGCAGUACAGGACUCAGCGGUCAGAUCUGUCCGGGCCCAACCAGCAGUACGCAGCUAAGUGGAGAACACAUUAAUGAAACAUGCUAAUGACGAGCAAGUUUACAGCACAUUCUGAGGAUAAACAUGGAAUUAUUUCAGAAAACUACAUUCUUUGUUAUGCGCAAGUUGUUGGACUGUGCAGAGCAUAUAAGUUGUUCGAGAAAUAUCAGGUGUAUGAACCCAUGAUUGCAGCGCAGAUGGAAAAAUGAAAAUAAAAACAAAACUUAAAACGCAAUAUGCGUAGGAGGGAUAAAUAAGAUUUGGAGUUGGGAGUAAAGGUGAAUGUUUUCACAGAAAUCAAAAAUGUUAUUUUUGUACAAUAUCACUUAGACUACUGUAAAAAAAUAUCAUUUGCUUGUACUCAGUUUUUAAGUGGGAAGGUAAAUGCAACUGAAGUCCUAGAACAUAGAAAUGUACUUUUAAACUAUCAAUAAAGCUGGAGGAAGAAGGGGAGUGAGACUAAAGCUUA